Messenger RNA from Polistes dominula (European paper wasp), 3256 nucleotides. RefSeq names its product cell division cycle protein 16 (gene Cdc16). NCBI's taxonomy places the organism in Eukaryota, Metazoa, Arthropoda, Insecta, Hymenoptera, Vespidae. The record is from RefSeq and is a predicted model, not a curated record. Gene Ontology annotation, molecular function: protein binding. Gene Ontology annotation, biological process: protein ubiquitination; positive regulation of mitotic metaphase/anaphase transition; cell division. Gene Ontology annotation, cellular component: cytoplasm; anaphase-promoting complex.
ACCUCUCAUCUUGCGGCUUUGUAUAAAUACUUGGAAGUAUCUCCGUAUAACCAAGAAAAUUUUUCAUUUAAAAAAGAUACAGUAUUAUAUUGUAUCCUAGUUAAUUACAUUACUUUCAUUUUUUAAAAUCUAAUCUAGGAUCGUAAUCUAUAAUAUAUUUAUAUAACGUACAGAAGAGAUACAAUUUUCUACAUAAAUAUUUACAUCACACAUAACCUAUUCCAACAUUUGUCAUAAUAAUAUUAAUCUAUUAGUUUCUAAUUUGAAAACAAACAUUUGAUAUGGCUUGUCAAGUGGCUAAUGCGAAUUGCGAAAAAAUGCAAAGUUCUAUGGACAACAACAAAGAUAUAGACUUGAAAAACUUCAGAAAACUAAUUAAAUCCUACAUCGAUUUGCAUUUGUAUAGUGCUGCUUUAUUUUGGGCAGAUAAAGUUGUUUCAUUGAGUAACGAAGAUCCAAAAGAUAUAUGUACUUUAGCACAUUGUAUGUAUCUUAUGAAACAAUACCAUCGAGCUGCACAUCUUAUUAGAAGUCGAGGACUUGAAAAGACUUACAUAAUGUGUCAUUAUUUAGUAGUAAAAAGUCUUUACGAAGCAAGGGAAUAUAAUGAAGCUCUUCAAGUAAUUAAUGAAUCUGAAAUUUAUACUAAUAUAAAUCAACCAGGAAUUAAUUUUAAUGAACGCCCUGAUAUUCUUGAAGAUACUCCAAAAAAUGUACAAAGUGCUAUAUUAUAUGUAAAAGGUAAAGUUUAUCAAGCUAUGGAUAAUAGAGCGAUGGCAACAGAUUGUUACAAACAAGCUCUACAUUGUGAUGUUUUUUCCUAUCAAGCAUUUGAAUCUCUUGUACAAAAUCAAAUGCUAUCAGCAACAGAAGAAAGAGAACUAUUAGAAUCUCUUCCUUUUGGAGAACAAUGUACGGAAGCAGAAGCUGAGCUAUUACGUUUAUUGUAUGAAAGUAAACUAAAAAAAUAUCAGGAACCGUAUAAAAAACAAUCAUUGGCCAGUUGUAGUGUGAUGGGAAUCCCUGUAAUUGAUAGAUUAUCAGAUAAUCUAGAUUUAGAAGUUUCUGAAGCUGAAAGAUUAUAUUAUAAUUGUGAUUAUCAUAAAUGUUUUUCACUUACAGAAAGAAUUUUAAACAAGGAUCCAUAUCAUACAGCAUGUCUACCAGUACAUAUUGCCUGCUUAGUUGAGUUAAAAAAAACCAAUGCAUUAUUUUAUUUGGCGCACAAAUUAGUUGAUCUAUAUCCAGAUAUGGCUUUAGCGUGGUUUGCUGUAGGAUGUUAUUAUUAUAGUAUAGGUAAAAGUGACCCAGCCAGAAGAUAUUUAGUAAAAGCUACAACGUUGAAUAGUUUAUUCGCGCCAACUUGGUUAGUGUACGGGCAUUCAUUUGCAGUAGAAAAUGAACACGAUCAAGCAAUGGCUGCUUAUUUCAACGCAUCACAAUUAAUGAAAGGUUGUCAUCUUCCACUUUUGUACAUAGGAUUGGAAUGUGGAUUAACAAAUAAUCUUAAACUGGCUGACAAGUUUUUUCAACAGGCUCAAGAGAUAGCACCAAAUGAUCCAUUUGUUAUACAUGAAAUGGGAGUAAUAUCAUUUUAUAAUAUGGAUUACAAAACUGCAGAAAAACAAUUUAAGGAAGCUAUGAAAAGAGUUCAAUGUGGACUUAAGGAUGUUAUUUUACCUAGUAAAUGGGAAGCGCUCUUGAAUAAUUUAGGUCACACAUGUAGAAAGAUGAAGAAAUAUGAAGAAGCUUUGACUUAUCACCAGCAGGCAUUAGUAUUAAACCCAUUAAACCCAUCAACAUAUUCAGCAAUAGGUUUUAUUAAUGCUUUAAUGGGAAAUAUUCAAGAAGCAGUUGAUGCUUUUCAUAGAGCUUUAGGACUUAGAAGGGAUGAUACAUUUACAACUACUAUGCUAACUUAUGUCAUGGAACAACUUAUUGAUGAAGCUCCACCAUAUCCUGAUGCACCUAUUGAUAUUCCAAAAUAUACAAAUCCUGACUCUAGAAUAGAACCAGAAAUAAUAGAAUCUACAAAAACUUCUACUAGCACAGUUAAUUCACAAGAUCAAGACAUCGGCAAAUUAAGAGUUAAUUUAUUUUCUGGAUGGGGUGAAGAUUCUAAUAAACCAGAAACAAAUACAUCUAAUAGAAUUACAGACUCCAGAGAUACCGUUGUAAAUUAUUCCACUGGUGACAUAAGUUCUGAAGUUGAAAUGUUAGAUUCAUCAACGGCUCAUAUAGAAUAUAAUUAAAUAUCUCUGAUACAUGUUUCAUAAGUUUUGCAGAAAAGUACUUUAUAAUAUUUACUACUUUCUUGUCUGAUGACACCAUAAUGAUGCUCUAUAUGAAAAACGACAGUCAAUAGCUGAUUGCAUCAUAGUAGUGUCGCGUGCAAACCAGUAGUCAAAUUCUGAUCGAAUAUGCAUAUAAAAUUAAGUUUAAAUAAAAGAUUUUAUAUUUAAAUAUUUAUUGUUGCUCCAAUCUGCCUUUUAGUUUACAUUUUUUAACAUAUAUAAUAUAUUCCUGACAUUUCUUGUAAAUCAAGUAAAAGUGGAUCGAAAAAUUGGUUUGUUUUGAAUAAGGGGGCAAGUUAGGUUAUCUUCUGCAGGAAAAAUGCCGUUUAUACGUCUUUUCAUCUAGGGAAAGAUUAAGGUUGCCACGAAGGCCUGGGAAGACGGAAAUCGAGUUCAUCUCGGAGGAGGGAGGUGUAACAUUUUAGAAACUUGUGAUUUCUCUUUUUUUUUCUUUUCUAUUUAAUCAGACAUAGCCACAGCAACGUGUGGCGAAGCACAGCUAGUAUGGUUAUAAAAGUUAUUGACAUACUAAAAUUUUGUAUUUUUUAAUUAAGACAUCUGAAUUAUUUUAAGUCCAUUUAUAUUUCACAUUUUAUUAUAAAGUUUUCAUUCACAUCUUAUAAAUUUAAAAAAAUGACAAAACGCAUGACAAACAUAAGUACUUAUCUAAAGAAAUGCAUAAACAUAUAUACACACAUAUUUUGUAAAAGAUAAAUCACUUGUGCGAUAAACUUACAAAAUGUAUAUAGUGUGUAUGUCGUAUAACAUAAUAUCAGAUUAGUUAUAAAAUAUAGAAUGAAGAUGUGUACCUUCGAUUAAUGACAAUAACUUUUUAAAUACGUUUCUAAAUGCAACUUAUUAAUUUUUAAACUUGGUAGUAUGAAGAUAGUGAUUCUUUAAAAAAUUAUUUUUAACAAAAACUAAUUUUGCUACAAAUACAAUACUCUUCAUUUACUUUUUAA